AUGAUAUGCAUAAUAGUUUACAUAACAUUUUCCGUAUUCAAUGGCAUUCACUGCGAUAUACAAAACAACUCCAGUUCCCUAUCAAAUGAGAUAAACAAAGUGCCGGAGCUCUUCACGCCCCUCCAGAUCAGGAACGUUACCCUCAGGAACCGGAUAUGUGUGACCCCUAUGUCCAUGUAUAGCAGUGUGGACGGUAUGGCCAGUGACUUCCACUUCGGACACCUCCAGUCGUUUGCAUUGGGAGGGGCAGCCCUUGUCAUGACUGAGGCCACGGCUGUCGCACCGGACGGUAGGAUUAGCCCCAAAGACAGUGGUCUCUGGAAAGACCAACACAUCCCUCCAUUUGCGCGGAUUGUCCAACAAAUCAAGACUUUUGGUGCCGUUCCGGGCGUACAGUUAGGACACGCCGGCAGGAAAGGACCCAGUCCUCUGGCCUAUGGAAAUCAUAUCUGGAAAGUACCCAAAGAGGCCACUCUUGAAGACUUGCAAACCGUUAGGAAAGCCUUUGUGUCGGCCGCUGGACGAGCUGUUAGAGCCGGCUUUGAGAUACUUGAGCUACACUUUGGAAAUGGAUAUCUAGUCCACCAAUUCCUAUCCCCCAUCACUAACAAGCGGACAGACAGUUAUGGGGGAAGUCUGGAGAACCGGAUGCGUUUGGCGCUGGAAAUAGCCGGUGCGGUCAGACAGGUAUUACCCGAGACCGUGGUAUUGGGUGUGAGGGUAUCGGUGAGUGAUUUGGUGUCCAACGGCUGGGAUAUCCCGCAGACCAUAGAGUUGGCCAAAGAGCUGAAGAAACUGGGGGUCGACUUCUUGUCGUGUAGUUCCGGACAGUUGGUGCCCAGGACUCAGACCAAUGGUAUGAAUAAAUACGUGUUUCAAGUGCCGUCGGCCGGCCUUAUCAACCGACUGUCCGGUAUUAUGACGGCAGCCGUCGGACAGAUAAUUGAUCCGAAAUACGCCGAAAAGAUAGUGAAGGAUAAGACGGCUUCGCUGGUAAUGAUAGGCCGGGCGAUGCUAAACAACCCCCACUGGCCCUACCACGCGGCUGACGUGUUGGGAGCACCUAAUAGUGUACAAUACCCGGAUCAGUACGGCUAUGUGGUCGGAGAUAAGGAGUGGAGAGAUUUGUUGCUGGAUAAUUCUCGCAAAUAA
Oppiella nova is the source of this 1152-nucleotide messenger RNA. NCBI's taxonomy places the organism in Eukaryota, Metazoa, Arthropoda, Arachnida, Sarcoptiformes, Oppiidae. The record is from the annotation of a GenBank genome assembly.